AUGGAUAAGAAGAUAGUGCGCAAAGCCGCUGUGGGUCGUCGGGGCGCGUCUGGAGCUGGCGCUGGACGCGGCAGCAUGCGGGCCGCCAGCCGAGCUCGAGGAGCUGCACGGUCACCUAGCAGCCCUCCGCAUCUAUCAUCCCCACCAGAAGGCUUGGUGUCAGCUGGGUCUUCUCGGACUCAGCAAGCGGCACCUGACGCUGGUGGAGCACGUCGCAUGCGUUGGUCACAAGCAAUGAAUACAAACGCACUGCGGGCGUACUUUAGGGCGAAAGGGGAAGAAACUGGAUGUUUGGCGUACCGGGCUAGGAUGCAUCGUCUUUUUGCUGAGCUGGAGCCAUCUUUAACCGUCACAGAGCAAAACCUGGCAGACCGAGUUCGGUAUAUCUUGCGCUCAAAUAUAUUUGAUGUCGCCGAACUCGAACGGCUACGACGUGAGGCUGUUCCCUCAUCGGAUGAAAAUGCUACGGCUGAGGAUGCAGCGCCACAAAUGAUAGAGCAACCCGUAAAAUUUGGAUGCCGCCGUGAAUACCCCAGUUGUGGUUGA
This is a messenger RNA of Parnassius apollo (apollo), 546 nucleotides long. The record is from the annotation of a GenBank genome assembly. NCBI's taxonomy places the organism in Eukaryota, Metazoa, Arthropoda, Insecta, Lepidoptera, Papilionidae.